AUGCUACACGAACCAAUCGAUAGGCGCGGCCCGCAACGCCACGAGGUGGUUGAGGCUGCGCCAAAUGCAAGCCUCGCCCCGCCUUCUCGGCGUCGAAAAGGGUCUGCAACGACUCGUUUCGCUGUUGCCGAUGAGUGGGUCGCCGCCCCUUAUCUGCCCGCUCACUUGACGUGGCUCGUGCGCUCGUCGUCGUCGAUCGUCCUGAAGCAAUGGGGACAAGAGAUGGCAUCUCGGCGUCCAUCUCGAAGCUGUCUAUGUCCUCCGCCGAGCAACUUCAAAGACGGCAACGGCUCUGCUGCCUUUCGCGAUCGUCCGUUGCAGUGCGUGCAGUGGCGCGAGGCCUGCCACGCGGCGGUCGAUCAAGGCCAGCUCGAUUUCCCGGAGAGGGCUGACAAUUCGACCAGAAUCUCGGAGCGGCACCGGUGCCGAAUGUCAAAUUUGUCAAAUUUGUCGAGUCAUGAAGAAUCCCGGUGCCGCCCGCAAAUGGUGGACACACUGACGCCACCUUCCCUGCCUGCACCGAGACCACAUCUGGCCAAGCUCCUGCUGUCGCCACCGCCUCACAAAGGUGAAAAUCCACCCGAGCCCAAUGUAAAAAUGUAA
Molecule: messenger RNA, 603 nt
Organism: Phytophthora sojae
Lineage: Eukaryota; Oomycota; Peronosporomycetes; Peronosporales; Peronosporaceae
Exons: 2
Coding region: 1-603 (200 amino acids)
Source: RefSeq, a predicted model, not a curated record